UCUAAAUAAAUCACAUGAGGGCGUCUUCCAGAUCAACAUGGAUGCAAUUUUUCAUGAACGACAAGAGGGCUCACUCUGUGCCCAGCACUGCCUGAACUCACUUCUUCAAGGUCCUUAUUUUAGUGCUGUGGACUUGGCAGACAUCGGAAGGGAUCUUGAUGAAGCUGAGAGAGCAACCAUGGCCGAAGGAGACAUCAAUUCUCCUGAAUAUCUCAGGUUUAUCCAGCAACCGUCGAGCAACAUGGAUGACAGUGGAUAUUUCUCAAUACAGGUCAUCGGUCGAGCCAUGAAAGUCUGGAGCCUAGACCUCCUCCCGUUUGGUAGUACAGAAGCAGUGGAGGCAAAUAUCCAUCCAGAACGCGAGAAAGCUUUUAUAUGCAACUUCAAGGAUCACUGGUUGACCAUCAGGAAGAUUGGCCGACAGUGGUUUAACCUCAACUCAUUACUCACAGGCCCAGAGCUCAUUUCAGAUACAUACCUUGCUAUGUUUCUUAUUCAACUACAAAAAGAAGGGUACUCAUUGUUUGUAGUCAGAGGCUCGCUACCAGAUAAUGAAGCAGACCAGCUCCUCAAUCUCAUCCCAGUCAUUCAGACGAUAAAACCCCGCUUACUGUCCGACCUCGCCCAGCAACAAACAACAGCGUCAACCUCAACGUCAACGGGGGAAUCUUCCUCGGGGAAGAGGUUGGUCAGUCUGGAGGAUCUCCAUAAUGCACUGCAGGCAAGCCAGAGUUCGGAAGCCAGGGAUACAGCAAGAGGGGAGAGACUGUGCGGUACCCUUAAGAGUGACAACAGUCGAGGUUUAGCUGAUGCUAUGAAACUAAGCAUGCAAGGAAUGGGAGACCCUAGCGUAGAUGACAAAGUAGAUCCUGAAGACCUUCGGAGAAAAAGACAAGCAUUCUUUGACAGACAGCAGAAUCAAGAGACUCAACCAUCACAAGGCCAAGUUGACUCUCUUCCAAGUGAAGGGAACAAUCCCCCCGCUGCCACACACCCACACAGCCAAGUCCAAGCCGGCCAGCCAGUGCUAUCAGAACCCACUCCAGAGGAAACAAAUCCUCAAGAACCAGGUGCAAUCGGACAUUCUCUCGAAACAAAACUCUUUGCAAAUGAUGAUCAAAUGACUGAGGAGGCGAUGCUAGAGAUAGCUAUCCAGAUGUCAUUGGGCGGAACGCAGAAACUAAGUUCUGUCUCUGGAACAGAACUACAACCACAGCACGGGAAUGGAUCAUGAGUCAUGACUGUUUGUAUACUAUUUACAUCUGCAAUAUAAUGCAAACUGUUUGGCUUAGUGAACAGCAACUACAUGUAGUUUAAAAAACCUAAUCUUUUCAGUUUUCAGAGUUGGCCAAUAAAUAAGCUGUUUGCUUUCAGUUAAACAACAUCAGUUAAAGACAGUGGACACUGUUGGUAAUUGUCAAAGACCAGUCUUUCCAUUUGGUGUAUCUCAACAUAUGCAUAA
Asterias rubens (European starfish) is the source of this 1462-nucleotide messenger RNA. Its product is annotated as ataxin-3-like. The record is from RefSeq and is a predicted model, not a curated record. The coding region runs from base 38 to 1234 and encodes 398 amino acids. Gene Ontology annotation, biological process: protein deubiquitination. Gene Ontology annotation, molecular function: cysteine-type deubiquitinase activity. Gene Ontology annotation, cellular component: nucleus. NCBI's taxonomy places the organism in Eukaryota, Metazoa, Echinodermata, Asteroidea, Forcipulatida, Asteriidae. The transcript has 8 exons.